AUGCUCCCAGCAGCCUGGAUUCCCGCUGCUUUCUGCACUCCUCCUCCUGUCUUUGGGGAGCCCAGCAAGUACCAAGGGGGCGGGCCGGGGCGGGGCUACCGAACGGUUAUAGUAGGACCCGCCUGGGGCCAACGACUCGCCUCUAGCCCCAGCACUCUGACUCCCAAACGCCCCGAUUCUGCCGCGCUCACAGACCCAGCAGACCCGGUUCCUGGCCCGCCUCGCCGGAGGGGGGCCCUCGACGUGAGCGCGCUGGCGCGAAUCCCGGGAGUGCGGGGCCCGGGGCCGGGGGCUUCUACGAGCCGGCCUCUGCUGGCGUUGCUGCUGCUUCUGCUCUUACUGCCGCUGCCUGCCGGCGCCUGGUACAAGCACGUGGCGAGUCCCCGCUACCACACGGUGGGCCGCGCCGCCGGCCUGCUCAUGGGGCUGCGCCGCUCGCCCUACCUGUGGCGCCGCACCUUGCGCGCAGCCGCGGGGCCUCUCGCCUCGGAUACCCUCACCCCACGGCCCGCGGCCUCCAACUCUCUCCUUCUGCUUCCAUCGCGGGUGCAGGAGCUGUGGGAGGCGCGACGCAGGAGCUCGUGGGCAGGGCUCCCCGUCCGUGCGCCCCGGAGACCGCGCGCCUCCGAGCCGGCGCCCGUACCCGAGUCGCGGCUGGGUUCCAGUUCCUGGACCUUAACGGGGUCGGCCAGAGCCUUCGGAGAGACGUCUCUAGCCCAGCUAUGGCCCCUGCGCAAACCGCCUUCGCUGGCCCUCGUCAGGCUCCUGUACUACCCUGAGAGCGUCCCCGAUCCGCCGCGCCCUGGUGGCGCUGCACUGCAGCUGUUGCAGUGUACAGCCACUGACGCGCACCUCCGACGGGGCGGGGGCGAGGGCGGGGCCAAGGACGGGGAGGACGGAGCCGGGCCGCCCAUCCUCCGGGAAGGCGAAUUUCCUGCCUCUCCUUUCUGCCCCUCCUCGCUUUCAGAGGAAGCCUGA
Molecule: messenger RNA, 978 nt
Organism: Castor canadensis (American beaver)
Lineage: Eukaryota; Metazoa; Chordata; Mammalia; Rodentia; Castoridae
Gene: Npw
Product: neuropeptide W
Biological process (GO): feeding behavior; G protein-coupled receptor signaling pathway
Molecular function (GO): G protein-coupled receptor binding
Source: RefSeq, a predicted model, not a curated record